Molecule: messenger RNA, 2257 nt
Organism: Ricinus communis (castor bean)
Lineage: Eukaryota; Viridiplantae; Streptophyta; Magnoliopsida; Malpighiales; Euphorbiaceae
Exons: 12
Coding region: 306-1877 (523 amino acids)
Cellular component (GO): membrane
Source: RefSeq, a predicted model, not a curated record
UGUAGUUUGAAUGAGAUAGUUCUUUUCUGUCAAAAGUAUCUAUAUUGAUUUUCCAAGGUCUUAUAUCAACCAACAAGAAGCAGGAGUUUCUGGACUGCAGCACACCAAAGAUUUUCAUCUGGUUGUUUUCUCGUUCAAGGAUUUUUGGAACAUUUUGAGACUGAAAGUUUUUGAAAGAUUAUUGCUGUUAAGAUCAAAGGACAAGACUGAAACUGUUGAAGUCUCAAGUUUCUGAAUUCAUGUUGUGGUUCAGAAAGCACCAUUAGCUUACAAGGGAAAUUACCAAAAACAAGAAAAGGUUAAGUAUGGGCUCCAUUCAUAAGACACAAGUGGUUCUGCAUCUAAUUUUCUUGGUCAGCAUUUUAGGCUCACACUUCAUUGCAGCACAAACAGUCUCCACCAAUAGUUCUGAACCAGGUACAGAUUUGCUCGACAGAAGCAAUGUGACACAGUCGGAUGAUACUGUCAGGGUGGAUCCUCUGGACAAUUUCAAGAAAUAUAGAGGAGGAUAUGAUAUCACCAACAAGCAUUAUUGGAGUUCAACCGUAUUUACAGGAAUUUAUGGAUAUGCAAUUGGAAUUCUCUGGCUUUUGGCUGGAAUUGUAUAUGGAGGCGUUCUUAUAGCAAGUAAAUACUGUUGUAAAAGCAGGAAAGAAAAGCUGACAAAAAGGUUGCCUUGCCACAAGCAAUGUUAUCUUUGGCCUAUCCUCUUGGCUAUUAUAUUCACUGUCCUGACAUUAACUGCAUCGGGGUUAGUUCUUGGAGGGAAUCAAAAGUUUCGUUCGCGAGCAAGAACUGUGGUGAACAUCAUUAUAGAUACAGCGGAUGGUGCAUCAGGAACAAUAUAUAACACAACAGGAGCAAUGAAAGAAAUAAGAGAUAAUUUGGAAGCGUCUAAUGCAAGUGCAGGGGAAGCUUCAAGCUUCCUUACUUCCACUGCACAGCAACUCGACAAUCAAGCUGAUGAAAUUCAUAGGGAAGCUAGGAAACACAGGCGUUUGAUCGAAAAGGGUCUCAAGAUUGUGUACAUAAUAACAACAGUGACUAUUUCCUUGAACCUGGUUGCUAUCACUGCUCUUUCAGUUUGCGGAACUCUCAGGUUACGAAGAGCCCUUAACUUACUUAUUGUACUGUGUUGGAUCCUCACUGCUCUAUGCUGGCUGUUCUUUGGGGUGUAUUUCUUCUUAGGAAAGUUUUCAGGUGAUACAUGUACAGCUCUUGAAAACUUCCAAAUAAAUCCUUACAACAACAGCUUGAGUUCAAUCCUUCCCUGCGAUGAAAUGCUUAGAGCAAAGCCAAUCCUGACAGAUGUUAGUGAAGGGAUUUACAACAUUGUUAAUCAGGUGAAUACAAACAUAUCAGUAGUACAAGUGUGCAAUCCUUUCUCAGGACCGCCAGAGUAUCAAUACCAGGCAGAUAAUUGCCCUGCCAAUACAAUUAAAAUCGGAGACAUACCAAAGAUAUUGGAGCCUCUUUCUUGUUCUGAUUCCAACAAUGGAACAUGUGGUUCCGGACAAUUCAUAUCAACUAAUGAUUUCGAAGCAGUAGAAGGCUACACAACUUCCCUUCAGAACCUGCUAAAUGCAUAUCCAGGUAUGGAAAGCCUGGUAGAAUGCCAAUCAGUGAAGGAUGCAUUUUCUGAGAUCCUUACAGACCACUGCAAACCAUUGAAGAAGUACGUCCGGAUGACAUGGGGAUCAAUGCUGUUUCUCUCAUUAAGCAUGGUGUUUUUAGUUCUGAUAUGGACAGUUCAAACUCAUCAUGAGCAAGAACACCAUUCUUUAGAUAAUUCUGUCAAACCGCAUUCAUCUGCAAUGAAUGAAAUGGAUUCUGGAGAAAGAAUAGCCAUUAAUAGCUCGAAGCAUGGUGUGGUUUAGGAAUUGCAUGGCAAUUUAUUCUUUUAUUUUCCAAGAAAUUAUACCCUUCCUGGAAGUUCAAUGCGCAAGCAGAUUUCCAACAGGAUUUGGUGUCAGGAUCAAAAUUUACUUGGAUAUACAUCAAGAAUACAAGAUACAGAUUGUACAGAAAUAUAUACAAGAAGAUCGCAGAAAUCAAGAAGAUUAUACAGAUUGAAUCUAUCUACUCAGAAGGUGAAAUAUAGAGAGAAUACAAUUUUACAUAUAGGGAAGUCAAUACAUAAUAUAUUUUUUCAUUCCUUUGAUUUGGUUCAAGUUCAAAGGCAGGGGAUCAAACCCCUUAUAGAGUGUAACAAAUGUUAUUAAAGCAAUGGUAAUAAAAGUCCAAUUCAGUUCUCAAA